Messenger RNA from Momordica charantia (bitter melon), 1584 nucleotides. RefSeq names its product RING/U-box superfamily protein. The record is from RefSeq and is a predicted model, not a curated record. NCBI's taxonomy places the organism in Eukaryota, Viridiplantae, Streptophyta, Magnoliopsida, Cucurbitales, Cucurbitaceae. Gene Ontology annotation, biological process: protein monoubiquitination; protein polyubiquitination. Gene Ontology annotation, molecular function: ubiquitin protein ligase activity.
CAUGAAGCCUGCAACCCGGGAACCGCGGCGAAAGCUCAACCGCGAAAACUUCGUAUCUAAGGUAAUUUCGCCGGCAAUCUGUGGGGAAACCUGCCCAAUUUGCCUCAGAGAAUUGCAGGAUUGUACCACCGCCGUGCUUACAUCUUGUAUCCACGCCUAUUGCGUAGAAUGCAUUCGCAAAUGGAGCACUUUGAAGCGGACUUGCCCUCUCUGCAACGCUCAAUUCGAGUCAUGGUUCUCCAAAAUCAAUUUCUCAUCAUCAAGCUUCCGCAAAGAACAUUUGCCAACCUUGAAUUGUGUCGAUAAGCUCAAUACUGGAGUCGGAUCCUCCCGGAUUGACAGUCGCAGGCUUCUUCAGAGAGCGAGGAACGAAUUAAAUAGAGUUAGACGGUCGGAAAUACCACUGACAUGGCGGCGAUCGUUUGGACGGCGAGGGUCAGAACCUGUACCAGCUGACGUUAUUGCCCAGCGAAAACUUCAAUGGCGAGCAAGCAUAUACAACCGACAUAUACAAGCUGUUCCAUCUUCGGUCAGAUGCGGUGCAGAACUGAACAUAUCAGGAAGUCAUGGAGCUAAAGAAGCAAUACUAGAGAAGAUUAAACCAUGGAUUCAGAGAGAGUUGCAAGCCAUCCUUGAGGACCCAGAUCCAACUAUAAUUGUUCAUCUGGUUACCUCACUAUUUGUCUCGAGACUUGAAGCUCCUUCCUCGCAGCUUAAUCCCGAGGAUGACUUUCUUUUGGCGCUGCAUCCCUUCCUUUAUGAAAAAACUGACUUGUUUUGGCAUGAAUUAAGAUGUUUUGCAGGAAGUUCGUUACGCAUGGAAGAGUAUGAUUCAGUGGUUGAAUAUAGAACCGUGGAUUAAUUGAAGAGAAGAUUCUGUUUGAAGAAAUAUUUUGUACUCAGUACUCUCUCCUGUUGGUUGCUGUUUAUUUAUGAAAUGAAUUGACAUUAAUAUUAAGAAAAUGUUUUAGCUAGGAAGGGGUGAGAGUCGCGGCUGGGAUGCAAUUUUCUAUUCUUACACCGAACUGGAUGAAAGAACCACGUUGUAAGACUAAGACAUCUCUGCUGCUGCUGAGGAUUUUAAAGACGGUAUUCAAGGUAUCCAGGUCGGAUGUGUUAGUUUGACAUGUCUAUCUAGGAUGGAGGUGUUAGUUAACGCGUCACUACCCGCACGUCGGGUAACAUUAGUGACUAAAUAGUCUCCAUUCGAACUACAAUUCAUUGGAGGAAGAAGAGAAGAUUCUGUUUGUGUUUUGUAUUGAUUCCUCUAUGCUUGUGGAGUGGUUUUUCUAACGACAGACAGAUUGGAGUUGUUGCUCCAACCUCGACCGAGUCGUUUUUUGUAGCAUGAAGUUGAAGAAAGGAACUUGAAGACUGACUGGUUUGAAGGUAGGGUUUUGAUGGAUGGAUCAUCCCUGUGGAAUAACCCAAGAGUGUUGAAAUUGGCUCAUUGCUUGCUAGUAAAAAUUUAGGGUUUGUUAUUUUACUUAUGAUUUCAAUAAGUUCAUGUUGAGAAAUUUGUGUUUGUGUCAGUUCAAAACUGAUUUGUUUACAUUGAAUUUAUGUAGCCUGUGUUUGAUAUUU